This is a messenger RNA of Malus domestica (apple), 1785 nucleotides long. Lineage: Eukaryota; Viridiplantae; Streptophyta; Magnoliopsida; Rosales; Rosaceae. The record is from RefSeq and is a predicted model, not a curated record.
GUGACGAAAGAGAUUAAAGCGUGUGAGAGAUCAAUUCUCCAUCCAUAUAUUCCUGUCUUUGGUUUAUAAAAUUGUAGCUGCCUUGCAUAUAUUUAUCUAUCAAUUUCAAUUUCCAUAAAAAGGACACAAGACCUGCAGGCAUUAGCCGCGACGCAAUAGAGAUAUCUCAACCCCAUGUCAUGCUCACCAAGUUGUGUUGUACUAUUAACCCUAGGAGUGCUACUAGUUUCCUUCUUUGUUAACCCGGCAUGUUCCGCUUCAAGAAGAGCUCUCCGUCUUCGCGACCACCAGACCAUGCAAAACGGGUUCAAGGUGACUCUCAAACACAUUGAUUCUGAUAAAAACUUGACCAAAAUCGAGCGUUUCCAACGCAGAAUCAGUCGUGGCCGAAAAAGGUUGCAAAGGCUCAACGCGAUGGUCUUAGCCGCUUCACCAUCAGAUCAGGAUUCCGGUGUUACGUCUCCUGUCCACGCCGGUCAAGGAGAGUUUUUAAUGAAGUUGUCGAUUGGUAAUCCGGCAGAUACCUUCAACGCCAUUAUGGACACCGGCAGCGAUCUCAUUUGGACUCAGUGCAAGCCGUGUGAGGACUGUUAUGAUCAACCAACCCCAAUCUUCGACCCGACAAAGUCCUCAACAUUCUCAAAGCUAUCAUGCGAAAGCGAGCUUUGUGAAGCACUACCAUCCCAAACAUGCACCAACAGUUCAUGCGAGUACUACUACGCCUAUGGGGAUUCUUCCUCCACGAAUGGGAUUCUCGCAACCGAAACGUUCACAUUCGGAGACGUUUCGGUUCCCAAAAUAGGGUUUGGAUGUGGCAAAGACAAUGAAGGUGGUGGCUUUGAACAAGGUUCCGGACUUGUGGGGUUAGGCCGUGGACCGUUGUCCUUGGUUUCGCAGCUCAAGGAGCCCAAAUUCUCGUAUUGCUUGACUUCCAUUGACGACACAGAAGGUAGUAGCACACUUUUGAUGGGGUCUUUAGCAAGCUUGAACAACGCUAAAUCAGGUCCUGCAAAUAUCAUAACUACCCCUUUGAUCAAAAAUCCAAAUCGUGACCAAUCAACUUUCUACUAUCUCACCCUAGAAGGCAUCACGGUGGGUGAAACUCGAUUGCACCUUAAAAAAGACACUUUUACGCUCGGAGAUGAUGGGAGUGGUGGCCUAAUCAUAGACUCGGGGACAACUCUUACGUAUAUAGAAGAGGAUGCUUUUGAUGCACUCAAGAAAGAGUUCACUUCCCAGAUUAAACUUUCGGAGGCGGAUGCGACAGACACGGUGGGGCUUGACGCGUGCUACAAGCUGCCGAAAGACGUUAACUCUGGAAAGGUAGAGGUGCCAAAGUUGGUGUUUAAUUUCAAGGGUGCGGAUUUGGAAUUACCAGGUGAAAACUAUAUUCUGGUGGAUACGGAUGUUGGGGUGCUUUGCUUGGCCAUGGGGUCUGCGAGCUCGAUGUCUGUGUUUGGAAAUUUUCAGCAACAGAAUAUGUUGGUUUACCAUGAUCUUGCCGAGGAAACACUCUCGUUUGUUCCUACGAAAUGUGACCAGUUGUGAUCGAGUACUCGGUAUUUGCCCUUUAUUUGUGUUAAACUUUGACUGUGCCCACGUUUACUUUCCUCAUCAUUUAAAAAACUAUUUUCUUUUCUUCUUAAACUAAAGUCGUGAUGUGUUUAGCUAAAUCUGCUAUAAAGUAAUGAAUCAAAUGAAAAUAAAAUUAGUCUAUAAUUCAGUUUUUAAAGAUAUUGAAAUUUUCAUACCACACUGUCAUGGUAUGGUAGCUGUAAAUCCUAA